Molecule: messenger RNA, 2945 nt
Organism: Myotis daubentonii (Daubenton's bat)
Lineage: Eukaryota; Metazoa; Chordata; Mammalia; Chiroptera; Vespertilionidae
Gene: PTPRR
Product: receptor-type tyrosine-protein phosphatase R
Exons: 13
Coding region: 244-1845 (533 amino acids)
Biological process (GO): protein dephosphorylation; signal transduction
Cellular component (GO): cytosol; plasma membrane; cell junction
Molecular function (GO): protein kinase binding; protein tyrosine phosphatase activity
Source: RefSeq, a predicted model, not a curated record
AAGCCAGCAUUCCUUUAUCACCAUUCACAAGACAUUGAGAAGAGCCUGGAUAUAGCUCCACAGAAGAUAUAUAAACAUUCUUCUUCUGAAACUCAAAUAAACAAAAACCACCAAAUUGUUAAGUCAGCAUUUCUUAGGCCUGCAUAUGAUCCAUCUCUCAAUCUGUUGGCCGUGGCCGGUCAAGAUCUUGAAGUUGAAAACCUUCCAAUCCCUGCAGCAAAUGUAAUUGUGGUGACACUGCAAAUGGAUGUCAACAAGCUGAACAUAACCUUGCUCCGAAUAUUCCGCCAGGGAGUGGCGGCUGCGUUAGGACUCUUACCCCAGCAAGUGCACAUCAAUCGCCUCAUUGGAAAGAAGAACAGUGUGGAACUCUUCGUGUCUCCCAUAAACCGAAAAGGAGGCAUCUCCGACGCCCUGCCAUCUGAGGAAGUGCUGCGUUCACUUAAUACCAAUGUUUUGCAUCAAAGUUUAUCCCAAUUUGGAAUCACAGAAGUUUCUCCUGAGAAAAAUGUUCUGCAAGGGCAGCAUGAAGCAGACAAAAUCUGGAGCAAAGAAGGAUUUUAUGCCGUUGUCAUAUUUCUCAGCAUCUUUGUUAUGAUAGUAACUUGCUUGAUGAUUCUUUACAGAUUAAAAGAAAAGUUUCAGCUUUCUUUGAGACAAGAUAAAGAGAAAAAUCAGGAGAUCCACCUAUCACCCCUCGCUUUACAGCCAGCGCAGUCUGAGGCAAAGACAGCCAACAGCAUGGUCCAGCCUGAGCAGGCGCCGAAGGUCCUGAGUGUGGUCGUGGACCCUCAAGGUCGACACGCUCCUGAGAUCAAAGCUACCACCUCUGUCUGCCCUUCUCCUUUCAAAAUGAAACCCAUCGGACUUCAAGAGAGAAGAGGGUCCAAUGUAUCUCUUACAUUGGACAUGAGCAGCUUAGGGAAUGUUGAACCCUUCGUGGCUGUUCCAACCCCACGGGAAAAGGUAGCAAUGGAGUAUCUACAGUCAGCCAGCCGAAUUCUCACAAGAUCACAACUGAGGGACGUCGUGGCAAGUUCACAUUUACUCCAAAGUGAAUUCAUGGAAAUACCGAUGAACUUUGUGGAUCCCAAAGAAAUUGACAUUCCACGUCAUGGAACUAAAAAUCGUUAUAAGACCAUUUUGCCAAAUCCCCUCAGCAGAGUGUGUUUAAGACCAAAAAAUGUAACUGAUUCAUUGAGCACCUACAUUAAUGCUAAUUAUAUCAGGGGCUACAGCGGCAGAGAGAAAGCGUUCAUCGCCACGCAGGGCCCCAUGAUCAACACCGUGAAUGAUUUCUGGCAGAUGGUUUGGCAGGAAGAUAGCCCUGUGAUUGUUAUGAUCACAAAACUCAAAGAAAAAAAUGAGAAAUGUGUGCUGUACUGGCCCGAAAAGAGAGGAAUUUAUGGAAAAGUCGAGGUUCUGGUUAUCAAUGUAAAUGAAUGUGAUAACUAUACUGUUCGAAACCUCGUCUUAAAGCAAGGAAGUCACACCCAACAUGUGAAGCAUUACUGGUACACCUCAUGGCCUGAUCACAAGACUCCAGACAGUGCUCAGCCCCUUCUACAACUCAUGCUGGAUGUAGAAGAAGACAGACUUGCUUCUGCAGGCCGCGGGCCUGUGGUUGUCCACUGCAGUGCAGGGAUAGGUAGAACGGGGUGUUUUAUUGCUACAUCCAUUGGCUGUCGACAGUUGAAAGAAGAAGGAGUUGUGGAUCCACUAAGCAUUGUCUGCCAGCUUCGUGUAGACAGAGGCGGAAUGGUCCAAACCAGUGAGCAGUAUGAAUUUGUGCAUCAUGCUCUGUGCCUGUACGAGAGCAGACUUUCGGCAGAAACUGUCCAGUGAUUCUCUGAAGAUGUAUCAGGCCAUCAAUCUCUAGGGGUGACUAAUCAAUUACCCACUUGACGCUUCUAGAAGAAGCUUCCUGCAAUGAAAGAGAAGCCCUGAAGUCAAGCUGUGGCAUGGACAGUGGAAGAUGGCAACCCAGGAAAGAUUGCCAGCCCCUUGUGUAUGUGAAUGCAUUUGUGAGCAGCUCCUAAGUUAUUCUGAAGGUCCUGUGCUGAUGGAGGAAUGAUAGACUUCUCCCACAGCUAAGGAGGAUUUUGUUUUGUCUGUAUUGGUUAUCUGCCACCCGGAAUGUAUGUAUGAAACACCCAGUGAUACAUGUCAUCAGAUGAUGACUGGAAGAGCUGCUGAAGAAAUUAUUAUUGUGUGUUUAGAUGCUUUAAUGUUUGCAAAAUCUGUCUUGUGAAUGGACUGUCAGCUGUUAAACUGUUCCUUUUUAAGUGCUAUUAUCUUUCUCAGUUACCAGAAUCUUGCCGCUAAAGUUGCAAGUGAUUGAUAAAGGAUUUUUAACAAAUGAGUCCUUGUUUUUGAAAAAAAAUCAAAAGCAGUAACUAUUUUAUAUGGAAAUGUGUCUUGAUAAUAUUACCUACUAAAUGUGUAUUUAUCAGUACCUCCUAUCAAUCAAUUACAGAGCACAAUGAUUGUCAUUGGGUAUCUAUGUAUUUAUUCUCUAUUAUUGGGCAUAGAGGUGGUUGCUUCUCCAGAACUCUAUUCACUGUAUUUCUACAUUGUGAGUCACUUUACUGUAAAAGGGAAAAACAAAUUUGUAGCAACUCUGACGUAUUAAGAACUUUAGAUACUUGUCUCUCUUUUACUAAGAGUUUUUGAGUAUGCUAUCUACCUGGAGUCUCUUGCCCAAUAAAGGGAAGUUGCUUUGGGCAUGAUCACCUGUCACUUUUCCAGAGGUUCUUCCAAAGGCUGCUGCCAUGGGUAUCCUUACAUUUCAGAAAGGUUUUAAUCCUCAAGAGACAAAUAAACCUAAAAACAACAACAGAAAAACUACACUCAGCAAACACUAGAUGUUCUGCUCAAAUAUGAAUUUCUAAUGCAGCUAUGUUGACUUUGUUUCAUACUGCCAAUAAACUACUCUUAAUACUAAA